Molecule: messenger RNA, 390 nt
Organism: Nakaseomyces glabratus
Lineage: Eukaryota; Fungi; Ascomycota; Saccharomycetes; Saccharomycetales; Saccharomycetaceae
Gene: GIM3
Product: tubulin-binding prefolding complex subunit GIM3
Biological process (GO): protein folding
Cellular component (GO): cytoplasm; prefoldin complex
Source: RefSeq, a predicted model, not a curated record
AUGGAACUACUACCAGAAGGCAAGAAGAAUAAUAUUGAGGUGACCUUUGCUGAUCAACAAAAGAUCAAUGAGUUCUCCAAGCUGAUAAUGCGCAAGGAUGCUUUGGAAGCAGAGUUGAAGAAAGAGAGACAGGAGAAGGAAUACCUAGAGGAUGUUUCACUAGAAAUUGAACUUAUAGAUGAGGAUGAGGAAGUACAAUAUAAAAUGGGUGAGGUUUUUGUGUUUCUGAAACAGAGUAAAGUUGUUGAGCAACUCGAAAAGGAUACAGAGAUAAUAGACGAAAAGAUUUCUCAAUUGGAAAGUAAACAGGAUGAUUUGGAGGACAGAAUAAAAGAAUUGAAAACCUCUUUAUAUGCUAAAUUUGGUGACAAUAUCAAUUUAGAACGUUAA